UCACACAACGCAUGCGCAUCAUACGUCACACGUUAGCUUGUCCGCCAUUUUGCAGAAAUUUAGCAGCACGGCUGUCUUCAGUUGUUGAAAUAUUAGCAAAUAACUUCACACUAAAACAGUGCACUUGCAGGGUCUCUUCGACAUUUUCACAGGCAAAGUGAUGGCUGAUCCAUCCGCAGACAUGGAGUUUCCGGAGGGCGCAGAUGUUCGUAGACUGUCGGAGCUGAGAGUGAUAGAUCUGAAGGCCGAGCUGAAGAAGCGCAAUUUGGACACCACAGGCGUCAAAAGCGUGCUAUCUGAGCGACUAAAGAAGGCAAUCCAAGAGGAGGGUGGAAAUCCCGAUGAGAUUAUUUUGACUCCAGAUUCUUUACCAAAGAAAGCCAAUGUAACACCUAAGCGUACUACAAGAGAUUCAAGACAAGAACACGAUGAAGCAGAAGACACUGCUCCAGAGGAAGCAGAGGACUGCCAUGAUGUCAAUGAGGAUUCACAAGAUGAUCAAGAGGAAAUGCACGAGAUGGACCUAUUUGACAUGAAUGUGCUGGAUGAGACCGAGAAUGACAAUGGAAUACCAGCUGAGGAUGAUGACGAGUCUGACCUUUUUCAGGGAAAUAGUGAUGUUCUACUAAAUGAAGAUGACAUUGAAGAUUUAGGAGAUGAAUCCACAGAGCCAGUGAUGGAAUAUGCUGAGAUGUUAGACAAAGAGGAUUAUAUGACAUGCUCAUCGCUACAUGUGGAUCCAGAUGCAGAGGAAACAAAUGAAGAAACAGAAAAUGACAAAGUAGCUGGGUCUUGUUUAUCUGAGCCGCUUAACGAAGACCAGAGCCACGCGACGAGCCCAGAUGAAGAACAAGCUGCCACCACCGGAGAGGAAGAAGCUGUGUGCGACAAAGCUGCCUCUGGAGAUGCGGAGAGCGACCAGGAUGUUCUGGAAACUGAGGCCAAAGAGGUCGGGGAUGGCCAGAAUAUCCCAGAAGAGACAAUGGACGCUGAAAAUACAAGUUUGCAGGCUGUUAGUUUAAAUGAACAAGGGUCUCUAAGUGAAACUGUUAAUUCAGAAAUUGAGUCUAAGAAGGGUGAGGAGGAAGAGAAGACAGAAGAGAAAGCUGCUGCGGAUUCAGCCUCCACUGUGAAAGAAUGCUCUUCUGUAGAGGGCGAUGAUCAGAAAAAGAGCUCUGAGGAAAACGAUGCAAAGACAGAGGUCAAAGAUGAAAAGGCCGCUGAAAGUGGUGCCGCAGCAAGUAGCAGAAAUCUUUGGGUCAGUGGUCUCUCGUCCACUACCAGAGCGACUGAUCUGAAGACUCUGUUUAGCAAAUAUGGCAAGGUCGUUGGAGCUAAGGUGGUGACCAAUGCAAAGAGCCCUGGAGCUCGCUGCUAUGGAUUCGUCACCAUGUCCUCCACAGAGGAGGCCACCAAAUGUAUCGGCCACUUGCACAGAACUGAGCUCCAUGGCAGAAUGAUCUCUGUGGAGAGGGCUAAGAACGAGCCAGCUGGGAAAAAGCCCGCAGACAAGAAUGAAUCCAAGAAGACUGGCAGUGACAGGAGACACUCCACUGACUCCAAGUCUGAUGGAAAAGAGGAUAAAUCUGAGGGAGAAGGAAAAGAUGGCAAAGGGCGAAAUGAAAGGACUGUUGUUAUGGACAAGUCCAAGGGGGAGCCUGUCAUCAGUGUCAACAGCAAGGAGAGAAGCACAAAGAGUCGUGAACGCAAAUCAUCUAGCAAAGAAAAAAAAGAUAUUCUUUCAUUUGACCAGAUUAAGGAGCAGAGAGAGAGGGAGAGACAGAGACAACGAGAGAGAGAAAUCAGAGAGGUGGAGAGACGCCGGAACAAUGACCGUGACAACCGUCCAGAUCGUGAGCGUGAACGAAUCCGUCUGUAGGAAAGAGAGGAGAGAAAACACUUGAUGCGGAAGAGACACUGGCUGGAGGCUGAGAAGCAGCGUCUUGAAGCUGACCGUAUGGAGCGGCAGUUCUUAGAGCGUGAAAGGCUACGAAUUGAAUAUGAGAGGCGGCGUGAGCAGGAAAGGAUCCUCAGAGAGAGAGAUGAGCUCAGACGACAGCAAGAGCAGCUGCGCUACGAACAGGAUCGUCGCCCAGUUAAAAGGCCUUAUGACAUGGAUGGGAGGAAAGAUGAUUGGCCUGAUAAGCGCAUGGCAAUGGACGACCGUUAUGGUCGUUCCGACUUUGGCCGUCAGGAUCGUUACCAGGAUUUCGACCACAGGGAGCGGGGCCGUUACCAGGAUGACAUGCUGGACCGGCGAGAUAGCACUCGUGGCAUUGGUCCAGACAGAGAUGGACAGCACUUUUCUGACAGACAUGGCAGAGAUGGCCGUGAGCCCUGGGGUGGAAGCUAUGACAAACGCAUGAACCCAAGAGAGGGAGGUCGAGACUGGGAUUCUGGACGAAAGAUGGACGGAGACAGACCUUGGACGGGUAGAGAUGGUGCUAUACCAGGCCAGGGACACAUGGCACGUGGAGGAAUAUCAGGGCGUGGAGGCUACAUGAACACAGGAACGUCUCAGUCUCUCUCCGGAGCUCUGAACAGACAGAAUCAGAUGAUACAGGGCGGCGGGAUGCAGGGUGGUGCAUUCGGGCGACGGUACUGAUGUUGUAGUUUUGACUAUGAUGUUUUUGUAAAUGUUUUAUUUCUUUCUGACGGUUUCUUUUUCUUAAUGCAUUUUUGUUGAAAUGUAACCUCCUCUGAAUUCUACAUUCAGUCAGCACAGUGUUGUAAAUUGAUGACCUAGACCACCUGAUUUUUUGGGGGGUGAAAUUGGUUGUCUGAAGUGUGGGAAAACACUAGUAUCCUUAAAUUAACUUUAUUUUCCCCCUUCUAAUAAUUUCCUGCCGAAGAGAAACUUUUAAAACUUGAUGUCCUUCACUUCACCUCAGCUCAUUACCUUUUUUUAUAAUUGUCGAACGUGUGUGUGUGUGUGUAUGUGUGUCACUGCUGGUUCCUUGUCCUUGAGGUGUGUAUGUUGAUGCAGCUCUGUGAAUAAAAAAGUUUAAAUUGAUAA
Cynoglossus semilaevis (tongue sole) is the source of this 3016-nucleotide messenger RNA. RefSeq names its product scaffold attachment factor B (gene safb). The record is from RefSeq and is a predicted model, not a curated record. Gene Ontology annotation, molecular function: RNA binding; sequence-specific DNA binding. Gene Ontology annotation, cellular component: nucleus. Lineage: Eukaryota; Metazoa; Chordata; Actinopteri; Pleuronectiformes; Cynoglossidae. Gene Ontology annotation, biological process: regulation of transcription by RNA polymerase II; regulation of mRNA processing.